Molecule: messenger RNA, 2153 nt
Organism: Haliotis rufescens (red abalone)
Lineage: Eukaryota; Metazoa; Mollusca; Gastropoda; Lepetellida; Haliotidae
Product: cytochrome P450 2H2-like
Exons: 1
Coding region: 345-1832 (495 amino acids)
Biological process (GO): xenobiotic metabolic process
Cellular component (GO): intracellular membrane-bounded organelle; cytoplasm
Molecular function (GO): iron ion binding; heme binding; oxidoreductase activity, acting on paired donors, with incorporation or reduction of molecular oxygen, reduced flavin or flavoprotein as one donor, and incorporation of one atom of oxygen
Source: RefSeq, a predicted model, not a curated record
GAGUCGAUAAAAUAGGUUUGUGAACAGCUGCCAUCGAAUGCUUGUGGUUCAACAACGCCAUAACGACGGGAAAAGGACUGAAUGUACAUAUAUCCCUGCAUAGUGCUUAACACAGUGCAGCAGUGCGUAUUUACACAACUCGCAGCCCAGUUUUUUCAAUGCGACGAUGAACCCUGGAGGCGCACUUUGAAUGCACAUGCAUUGUCCUUGGCCUGUGGCUAAAAAUAACCUAUCGCGUUCGUGUGACAACGAAAGCCUCGUUACCCUGUGAAGUAAAUCUGGGUUGAACAGUGGAUUGGGAGUGUGGUCCGAGGAUAGAGUAUACGGAGAGACACAGGGUAACAAUGUUGGAAGAAGUUUUCACCGGAUAUGCGACUCCGAUUCUGGUAUCAGGGAUAUGUCUGCUUGCACUGUGGUUCAGUACCAGACGUCCAUCCGGGCUUCCUCCUGGGCCGAGACCUUUACCUGUCUUAGGCAACCUGCUGUCCUUGAAACCUGACUUUAGGGAACAGUUUCAAGCAUGGAGAAAACAACACGGAGAUUUGUUCACUCUCUAUCUAGGCAACCGUUUAACUAUAGUGUUAAACGGAUACGAUGCAGUGAAGGAGGCACUGGUGAAGAAUAGCGAGGUCUUCGCCGUGAGGCCCUACGCAGUUGUGUUUGACGAUCUUUUCAAGAACAAGGGAGUGAUAUCAAGCAAUGGGGACGUGUGGAAGGAACAGAGAAGAUUAACCCUCUCCACGCUGAGAGACUUUGGAAUGGGGAAAAAUAUGCUUCAAGAAAAGAUCAAUGAGGAGAUUAGGGUUUGUCUUGAGGUUAUCGCAGACCAGAAGGGACAGAAGUACGACACUAAUCAUAUUAUCCAGACAUCUGUGUCGAAUAUUAUUUGUUCUAUGGUGUUUGGGAGACGAUUUCAGUAUGACGAUCCACUGUUUAUAGAAUAUCUGAGAAGGACAGACGAGAACUUCAAGGCAGCUGGGAGGCUUGGCGGUCUCAACUUCAUCCCAUUUGCAAAGCAUAUUCCUGGUGACCUUUUCCUGUAUCACAAGACAGCUGAGAACAUUGCGUUUUACGAGGACAGGCUGAUAAAACCUUCCAUUGAAGAACAUCUCAAGGCUUUUGAUGAGAAUAACAUCGACGACUUUAUCGCUGCAUACAUCAGAGAGAUGAAGGUUAAGGAGAAACAAGGCGUGGAGACGUCCAUUGGAUAUGACAAUCUGGUAAAGGUCAUCGGAGAUUUGUUCAUUGCUGGGACCGACACCACGUCUACUACCAUUCAGUGGAUACUGUUGUAUCUAACAGUUCAUCAAGACAUCCAGGCUAAAUGCUUCAAGGAAAUCGAAGACAAUAUUGGAACACAGAAACUGCCCGGGAUGACUGACAAGCUGAAGCUUCCUUACAUAGAAGCAACCAUUACAGAAGUACAGAGGAUCGCCAAUAUUGCUACCAUAGCUGGAUUCCAUGGCGUCACCGAAGACAUAGUAUUCAGAGGAUAUCGCCUCCCCGCUGGGUGCAUUAUCUUCCCAAACUUAGACUCUGUCAUGAUGGAUCCUGCAAUUUGGGAAAAUCCUGGACAAUUUCGACCAGAGAGGUUUCUCGGUGCGGAUGGUAAAUUCACCAAACCCGAGGAAUUCAUCCCGUUCUCAAUGGGUAAGAGGGCGUGCCCAGGAGAGUCACUUGCCCGGAUGGAGCUGUUCCUGUUCAUCACGGGUCUCCUCCAACGGUUUCAAUUCUUGCCACCGGAAGAUGAACCGCCGCUCUCGAUGGAGCCCGUGCCUGGAGCAGUGCUGAAGUCUCAACCCUUCAAGGUCGUGACUGUACCUAGGAAUUAGAUUGUGUCGCUGUGUACUUUAUAACUGAACAGGGAUCGUGUAAUUAUGUUUGAAAUAUCACCAAGAGGGUUAGUUAUUUUUGUUAUACGCAAACCCGAUCACCAAUUACAUUUUCGAAUGUAUAUAUGUUUAACGUGUAUCAAAACAAAACGCAAGGAUGUAGGGGUGGGGUGGAUGAUAUGUUUGCUGGUUCCGUGUAUGCAUUGGAGAUUAGCUGUUGGUACAGACUGAUGCAAGGUAUAGUUGCCUGUAGCUCUUAUCUUACCAUUACUCUUGUAUGAAGCCAAUGGAAUUAAGAGAGGUAAACAAGUAUUAAAUUUU